This is a messenger RNA of Sphenostylis stenocarpa, 279 nucleotides long. The record is from the annotation of a GenBank genome assembly. Lineage: Eukaryota; Viridiplantae; Streptophyta; Magnoliopsida; Fabales; Fabaceae.
AUGAGUCUCAUCCCUCUCGCCCACUGUCGCCGAAAGGGAUUUCUACCACUCUGUGAAAGCACCUCUGUGAUCCUCCGAUUAUCAGUGUCCUCCUCGCCAGAGAAGAGGAAGUUGUUGGUGCACGAGGUGCGUGUGGGGACGGAGGAUGGUGGGUUUGAUUUCGGAGCUCCAAAAACCUGCUCCAGCGAAGAAGCGGCACCGACUAAGACCGGGAGGAGAUUCACGGUGCUAUGGAGCCGGUUGAGAAUGGGCCAUGAAACCUAUCUAGACAAUAGAUGA